AUGGCGAAUCUUGCUUCUGUUGGAUCAAGUUUUGAUCAUCGACCUGCCAGUGUUGUCUUUAUCGACAAUCGACUUCAAGAGCACCACCAGAUGUUUGCAGAUCCUUCUGUACGCUAUGAUUCAGCUGUUAAGAAGUAUGUGCCUAGCAUGUCAACAGAGGAUGAUGGCACGGCUUCGAUGUCGAGGCCAGUGUUAACAAACAUAAAUGCGAUGAAAUUUUGGGAGGAUAUACUUCCAAAGGCCAUGUCAGAGCUGAACUCGACAGCGGAGCCGAAGGACCGAUAUAAAACAACGUAUAGUAUCCGGGACAAAACCAGUUGGAGUGACAUUUAUAGCAGCCUCGAAGCAGCCAGGUUUAAAUAUGAAAACAAAGAAGGUGCAGCAAAUAAACUACGCGAAGUGCGGCGAAAGGCCGCAAGCAAAAUUGCCCCUCUGGAGGGCGUAGUUAGGAUAGCGUCCAAGGUUGUCCCUGAAGGCACUUGUGCGACGCCUGUUCUAGGGUCUUUGCAAGUACUUUUGGAUGCUGUGAAGAUUGCCGCACGCCUACGCGAAAAAGUUCUUGAAAGCUUUGAUGAUAAUGUAUCCAUCUUUUCAGAUGUUGAGCUAUUUCUGGGAACCUUUCCAAACGACGAAAAUAUCGUAAAUGCGUCUGUGGAUCUGACCGUUGCAACGCUCAAAGGAAUCGAAUUGGCUAUUGGUUUCUUCAUUAGCAACUCUCUGGUGAGAGGAACCAAGGCAUUUCUUACUAAUAAUGAGUACGAGAAAGGUUUGAUAGAAAGCCUUGAUGUGAUUAAGGCUAAAAGCAAAAGUUUAAUGGAGGAAGCUUUGAAGUCACAUAUAUACGAAUCUCACAUGUAUUCUCAAGAGACACAGAAGCUUUCUAGAAAUGUUCAGACAAUGAGUGAAAGAGUUGAUAAGCAGCUACAGAACUUGGGAGACGGCUUCAACUCAAUGAAUCAGCUUUUGACCGAACACGUCAAAGAAAAAGACAAAAUGCUCGAGGCUGCUCGUCGGCAGCUUGAAGAAGCCCAUCGCGAGAACCACUUUCUCAGAGCCGAAAACAACACUCUACGUGCCUACUCGCCGUUCCAAGGCGGAUCCCCAUAUCUACCACCACAAGCACAGAUAUUGGCGCCACAGUGGUAUAUAAGUCAGCCCAACCUACGACAGGUGUUGAACAUGUUCGAUGUCGAUCUUAAAGAUCUCGCCUAUGUUGCGGAUAAGAAAGGGCAAUUUCCACCCAAACAACGGCUGCUGGCUGAGCAAAUCGUUAACACACAGCCGUUUCGUAACUGGGUUGUGUCGCCGACUUCUUCCAAGCUUUUGAUCCACUGGGACUCCCGUCUUCCAAAAGUCAUCGCUGGUGUUUCACCACUCUCCGUCUUUUGUAUGACAAUUACAAAGGCACUGAGAGCCAAGGAACGAUUUUUGUCGAUGCUGUGGUUCUGCGGACGGCACGUCGAAGCAGAAGAGUCUGGAGGCUGUGUUGGCGGGCGUGCCAUGAUUACAAGUCUGAUUGAUCAGCUACUGAGACAGCACACAUUCGAGGUUCAUUUGCUGUCUUCCACAACUAUUAACCUCUCUGGGUUGCAGGAAGGCAAUCUCAAUACACUGAUAGAGCUGCUAUGCUAUCUAGUGCGACAACUACCUCCGACAGUCUCGGUAUUCUUUGUUAUCGACAACGCUGCCUUUUUUGAACGAGACGAGUUUGAGUCGGACGCGCUAAAAAUCUUUUCAAUCUUGAUUCGUCUUUCUCAGGACACAAGCAUACCCGCUUCUAUCAAAGUGCUAUUUGCAAGUACACCAGGCACCACGAUAAUACGGAGUGCGUUUGAGAAUGAGGACUUGAUCCUGAAUGUAGAGGGACUACCGCAAAUGGUCUGGGCGGCGAAUGAAGAACGGGUGGUGAGGGAGCUUGAGGGAGGGCUUAGCUAA
Molecule: messenger RNA, 1935 nt
Organism: Trichoderma virens Gv29-8
Lineage: Eukaryota; Fungi; Ascomycota; Sordariomycetes; Hypocreales; Hypocreaceae
Exons: 5
Coding region: 1-1935 (644 amino acids)
Source: RefSeq, a predicted model, not a curated record